AUGGCAUCACUUGGUGCUGCCAAAUUCCUCCUAUGCUUCUCAAUAAUAUGCCUCAUCAACUUCCUACCUCUAUGCCAAGGUAAAGAGAAGUGGAAAAAUAGUAAUGAAUAUAAGUAUCGAUUUAUAAGAAAAGCAAGUUCAUUUGAAUCUCCACCUUCGGUUUCAACGAGCAACACAAAUAAUGGGUAUGACUACAUAAUAGUAGGUGGUGGAACAGCAGGGUGUCCUUUAGCUGCAACACUUUCAAAGAAAUUCAAUGUUUUGUUACUUGAAAGAGGGGGCGUCCCUUUCACAAAUCCUAAUGUCUCAUUUCUUGACAACUUUCAUAUUACAUUGGCUGAUACUUCACCAACCUCAGCUUCACAAUUCUUCAUGUCAACUGAUGGAGUUUUCAAUGCAAGAGCUAGGGUUUUGGGUGGUGGUAGCUCCAUUAAUGCUGGCUUCUACACUAGAGCAAGCUCAAGAUUCAUAGAGAAAAUGGGGUGGGAUGCAAAGCUAGUAAACGAGUCAUAUCCUUGGAUUGAAAAGCAGAUUGUUCAUCGUCCAACAUUUUCACAUUGGCAAAGAGCAUUAAGAGAUGGUCUUCUAGAUGCUGGUGUGUCACCUUUUAAUGGAUUCACCUAUGAACAUAAAUAUGGAACCAAAGUUGGUGGAACCAUUUUCGACAGAUUCGGUCGACGCCACACUGCUGCUGAAUUGCUUUCUUCUGGAAAUCCUAACAAACUCACUGUUUUGAUCUAUGCUACUGUCCAAAACAUUGUUUUUGAUACAACAGGAAAAAGGCCUAGAGCUAUUGGAGUAAAUUUCAAGGAUGAAAAUGGGAAAAUGCAUAAGGCAAUACUAGGAAAUGAUAUGCGAAGUGAUGUGAUUGUAACGAGCGGUGCGAUUGGGACACCUCAAAUGCUAUUGCUUAGUGGAAUUGGUCCGAGACAAGAACUCGAGAAGUUGAAGAUUUCUGUGGUGCUUGAUAACAGAUUUGUCGGGAAGGGUAUGGCUGAUAACCCGAUGAACACGAUAUUCGUUCCUCUUAAGAAACCGGUUAAGCAGUCGUUGAUAGAAACAGUUGGUAUUACUGAUAAGGGUGUGUAUAUUGAAGCUAGCUGUGGGUUUGGACAGACCAAUGAAAGCAUUCAUUGUCAUCAUGGUUUGUUGUCUGCUGAGAUUGGCCAGCUUUCAACGAUUCCACCAAAGCAGAGAACGACCGAAGCGGUUAAAGCUUUUGCGAAGAACAAAAGAGACAUUCCAAUUGAAGCAUUCAAAGGAGGCUUUAUCUUAUCAAAAGUUGCCAAUCCAUGGUCAACAGGUGAACUCAGAUUGAUCAACACAAAUGUGGAAGACAACCCUUCUGUUUCCUUCAACUACUUUAGUCAUCCUUACGAUCUUAAUCGCUGCGUCGAAGGAAUCCGAUUAGCCUCAAAAGUUGUUCAGUCAAAGCACUUCACAAACCUCACUUUGUGUGACAGACAAACUACAGAACAGUUUCUUAACAACACUGUGAAGGCUAAUGUUAACCUUAUACCAAAGCAUGUCAAUGACACAGAAUCACUUGAACAGUUUUGUAGAGACACUGUGAUCACUAUUUGGCAUUACCACGGUGGAUGCCAUGUUGGGAAGGUUAUCGACUCAGAUCAUAAGGUUCUCGGUGUUAACAGGCUCCGUGUCGUAGAUGGCUCGACGUUUACCGAGUCGCCAGGAACCAAUCCUCAAGCUACUGUCAUGAUGAUGGGCAGGUACAUGGGAGUGAAGAUGUUAAGAGAAAGGUUGGGGAAAUUUGCUGGUGUUUAA
This is a messenger RNA of Vicia faba (fava bean), 1785 nucleotides long. NCBI's taxonomy places the organism in Eukaryota, Viridiplantae, Streptophyta, Magnoliopsida, Fabales, Fabaceae. The record is from the annotation of a GenBank genome assembly.